CUUUCCCCUGCUAAAGAAAACAAAGCAGAGGAACUGGGUUUAGAGAGAGAGAUAGAAAUGGCGAAUAUAAUCUCAAAUCCUUCAUGGACUCUAAAUGAUGCUCUCCGAUCUCACUCAUAAAUGCUUACAAUCUCGUUCUACAGAGCAAUUGAACAAUGUCAUCAUCAUCAUCGGCAGUUACAGCAGAGCCUGGAAAUAUUGAGGUUUUUUCAUGGCUCAAAACCCUACCUAUAGCACCUGAGUUCUAUCCAACUCUAUCAGAGUUUCAAGAUCCAAUUGCUUACAUUUUCAAGAUCGAGAAAGAAGCAUCCAAGUAUGGAAUAUGCAAAAUCAUUCCACCGGUUCCACCUCUGGCUAAGAAAACUAUAAUUACCAACUUGAAUGCAUCUUUAUCAGCUCGUUCGACUACUUCAAACCCUAAAUCAUCUCCCACGUUCACCACAAGGCAGCAGCAGAUCGGGUUCUGUCCGAGGAAGCAUCGCCCAGUUCAGAAGCCGGUAUGGCAGAGUGGGGAAAAUUAUACUGUUCCUCAGUUUACUGCUAAGGCGAAGAGUUUUGAGAAGAGUUACUUGAAGAAGAUCCCUAAGAAGACUCUUUCGUCUCUAGAAGUAGAAACCCUUUACUGGAAGGCUAAUGGGGAUAAGCCUUUCUCUGUUGAGUAUGCUAACGAUAUGCCUGGUUCGGCAUUCGCUCCUGUAAGUGUUAAAAAGUAUGGAAAAGAAGCAGGGGAUUCGUUGACUGUGGGGGAUACUGCUUGGAAUAUGAGAGGUGUCUCUAGGGCUAAAGGUUCUUUGUUGCGUUUCAUGAAGGAAGAAAUUCCUGGGGUGACUUCACCAAUGGUUUAUAUUGCAAUGAUGUUUAGCUGGUUUGCUUGGCAUGUGGAGGAUCAUGACCUGCAUAGCUUGAAUUAUAUGCAUAUGGGGGCAGGGAAAACUUGGUAUGGCGUGCCUAGGGAUGCUGCAGUAGCUUUGGAAGAGGUGAUCAGGAUGCAGGGUUAUGGUGGGGAGAUUAAUCCUCUUGUGACUUUUCAUAUCCUUGGUGAGAAGAACACAGUGAUGUCACCAGAAGUACUAAUUAGUGCAGGGGUCCCUUGCUGCAGAUUGGUGCAAAAUGCUGGGGAAUUUGUUGUCACAUUCCCUAGAGCAUAUCAUUCUGGUUUUAGUCAUGGAUUUAAUUGUGGAGAGGCUGCUAAUAUUGCUACCCCCGAAUGGUUGAGAUAUGCAAAAGAAGCUGCAAUUCGUAGAGCAUCAAUAAAUUCUUCACCUAUGGUAUCUCAUUGCCAGUUACUCUAUGACCUUGCACUCUCGUUAUGUUCAAGGAUUUCCAGGGAAAGCAAUUCUGAACCACGGAGUUCAAGGCUAAAGGAUAGAAAGAAGGGUGAGGGUGAAACCCAAAUCAAAGAGCUUUUUGCGGAGGAUGUUAUAAGGAAUAAUGAAUUGCUCCACAUCCUUGGGCAAGGAUCAUCUAUUGUGCUUCUUCCCCAGAAUUCCGUGGAUGAUGUUGUGGAUUCUACUUUAGAAAUUGCUUCCCAGUUCAAGGAAAACUCUGGGUUGUCCUUUGGUUUGUUUAGUUCAAUAGAAGAAACAAAGAGUGCUGGAAGCUUAGUCUCUGACAACUUCAUGCUGAACACGAAAAUGGACGCCAAUAAAUUGUCAGGUCUUUGCACCUUUACUUCUCCAACUGAGAAACCUGAGAAUGAAAGAGAAAGAACUGCUCAGGGUAAUAAGUUAUCUGAUAAGGGAUUGUUUUCCUGUGUAACAUGUGGAGUCUUGAACUUUGCUUGUGUUGCCAUUGUUCAACCUAGAGAUGCUGCAACUCGACACUUCACGUCAGCUGAUUGUACCAUCUUUAGCAAUCGAGACACUUUUUCUGGUUCAAUUAGUAGUGAUGGUAUUCAUUGUGCCACUCCUUCCAACUCUCGUGUGCUCAAAUCAUGUUCUGCAGGACGGGUGGAUAAAAAUGUUCAUGGUGGCUUGUUUGAAGUUCCAAUUCAAACGAUUGAGAAAUUGGAAUCAGCAGAUCAAAAUGAAGGUGUCAUCUCAAAUCUUAAAAUAGAAACAGCCUCCACUGCCCUCGGACUAUUGGCUUCCGCUUAUGGAAACACAUCUGACUCUGAUGACGAGGAACGAGUUGAAGUAGAUGUUAUUCUUUAUGAUGAUAAAGCGAAAGUCAGAGACCUCUCACCCAAAAGUGAACAUAACAAGAGUCAUAGUGAAGAUCUUAACUGCUAUUUUGAGGUUGAUGUUAACAGUAGUAGCAUUCAAAAAGAAUCUAAUAUUGUUGGAACUACGGUUAUGCCUCAUACUACAAAUUCAACCUUGACAUUUGAAAAUGCAUCUGGGCCUGUUACUUUAGGGUCCAAUGAUGAGGAUUCUUCUAGAUUGCACGUCUUUUGUCUUCAGCAUGCUGCAGAAGUAGAAAAACAACUUCGCCCACUUGGUGGAUCGCAUAUAUUGCUUCUCUGUCAUCCAGACUACCCAGAACUAGAGGCAGCUGCAAAGGAAGUGACAGAAGAAAUGGGGAUUGAUUACAUCUGGAAUGAGAUGGCUUUCAGGGAAGCAACCGAAGAAGAUGAAGAGAAGAUACAAUUAGCUUUAGAAAGCGAGGAAUCUCUACAUGGUAAUGGGGACUGGUCUGUAAGACUAGGCAUCAAUCUUUACUAUAGUGCAAUUCUCAGCCGCUCUCCUCUCUACAGCAAACAGAUGCCCUACAAUACCAUCAUUUACAAAGCAUUCGGUCGUUCUUCCCCAUCAUCUACUCCGACGAAACUCAAAUUUUACGGGAAAGGGUCGUCAGCUAGACAAAAAAGGAUAAAAAUGGCGGGGAAAUGGUGCGGAAAGGUGUGGAUGUCGAAUCAGGUCCAUCCUUUGUUAGUAGAAAAGGAUUCAGAAGUAGGAGAAGAACAUGAACAAGACCAACCAGAAGAAGAAGAAGAAUUAGAAGAAGAAGAAGAAUUAGAAGAAGAAGAAGAAUUAGAAGAACAAGAAGAAGAAUUAGAAGAACAAGAAGAGGAAGAACAAGAAGAUGAUGAAGAUCAAGAGCAAGAAGAAAGAAGCUUUUAUGCUUGGGGAAGACCUGAAAUGAAACUCGUGAAGAAGAAAAGUGUUGCUAAUGAGAUCACAACAUCCUCUUCUACAAGGAGAAGUGCAAGGAAGAGGAAGCACGAGGUAGUAGAAAGUAGCGUUCCUUUGAGAAAAGCUCCGAAACUGUCAGUUGUGAAGUCAGAACCGAAGAAACGAGCAAUCGUGAAGAAGAUAAAAGGAACCGUGGUUGAGGAAGGAGAAUACGGAUGUGAUAUCGAAGGGUGUACAAUGAGUUUUGGGUCAAAACAAGAGCUUGUUUUGCACAAACGAAAUAUCUGUCCUGUAAAGGGAUGUGGAAAGAAAUUCUUCUCACACAAGUAUCUAGUUCAGCAUAGACGCGUACACGAUGACGAUCGACCAUUGAGGUGUCCUUGGAAAGGGUGCAAGAGGACUUUCAAGUGGGCUUGGGCUCGGACUGAACAUAUAAGGGUUCAUACAGGCGAACGACCCUAUGUUUGUGCAAUCACGGGAUGUGGGCAGACUUUUCGGUUUGUUUCUGAUUUCAGUAGGCACAAGAGAAAAACCGGUCAUUCAUCAAAGACUGGCUAAGGCUAAAAUGACCAAUUUAUUCUAGUUAGUUAAUAUGGAAGAUGUUUAGAGAUGUUCCCUAUUGGAGACUCAUUUGUUUUAAUUAACAUUUAUGAAAAAUCUUAACCAGAUAUAACGGUUCAUACAGGCCGAACUCCUAACUCAUAAUCUAGUCUUUCA
Impatiens glandulifera is the source of this 3791-nucleotide messenger RNA. Its product is annotated as lysine-specific demethylase REF6-like. Bases 156 to 3632 code for a protein of 1158 amino acids. Gene Ontology annotation, molecular function: histone H3K4me/H3K4me2/H3K4me3 demethylase activity. The record is from RefSeq and is a predicted model, not a curated record. Gene Ontology annotation, cellular component: nucleus. Gene Ontology annotation, biological process: chromatin remodeling. Lineage: Eukaryota; Viridiplantae; Streptophyta; Magnoliopsida; Ericales; Balsaminaceae. The transcript has 7 exons.